AUGACCUACCGGAGCAUCCUCGAGGCGCAGGUGCAGCACUGGCUCCGUGGUGACUUCGUGGGCCCUUGCUUGCGGAGAGUACGGGACCUGACAGGCGCUUUUCAGACCUCCUUGGCGGAGGUUGUAAAGGAGCUCGAAGCCGUGCGGAGCGGCGCACGCGAGGACGCCAAAGUGCCUGACAUAGAGGCCAAGCGCCGUGAAGGAGACCGGAGGCAACGAACCGGAAAAGAUCGUUCAGAGCUGAAGAUGGAGGAGGCUCUCCAGAACAUCCUUCUUCAUCUGGAGAAAGAGAUGUCUCUCCUUGCCAACGUUACCGCGCCCAGAGGCGAGCUGAGCGAGCUGCUGCGCACGCAGCAACACCUCUCCAAUAUCGCAGCUGCGAGGCCCUUCUCUUUGGACGACCUCAGCGGCCACGCGCCUCCGCAAGUGACACCGAACGGACGAAAGCUCUCGAAGUCGGCGGCUGCAGGAGCCGAAGAGCCACCACAAGUCACAUACCUCGUGGUGCAGGAGGGCUUGGAAGCUCCGGUGCGAGCAGCGCGGCAGCUGGCUCGUCUCCUGUGCAUCAGCUGGAGCACCUAUCUUAGCAAGUGGGAGGGCCUCAUUCGAAGAUACCAAGAAGCCCGGAGCGCGUACCUGGAGUUUCAGCAGAAGUGCGCAGAAACGGCGAGGCAAAAACUACUGCGAGAUCUGCGAGAGCGGCCAUAUCUCUUCGAGGCAUUGGUCGGCGAGCUGCUUAUAUGUAGGGUUCGGUCGGACGUUAGUCAGUUAGCAUCAGCCAUCGGGACGUCUGCCUGCUUAAAGGAGAAGGACUAG
This is a messenger RNA of Symbiodinium sp. CCMP2592, 816 nucleotides long. Lineage: Eukaryota; Dinophyceae; Suessiales; Symbiodiniaceae. The record is from the annotation of a GenBank genome assembly.